GCUAGCACAAAGGAAUUAAUUUAACAUACACUCACUCACAAAGAUGAUAUUGCAUUGGACGUCGAAUAGGCAAACGGCGGAGGCCGGAACACCUUAGAGGACAUAACAGGAGAGUUCAAAAGCCAAGGAGAAAUCAUAUUGCUGUUGAGUACUGGUUCUCACAUCGAGUCAUAAACUCUUGGAACCGACCCCCAGAAGAAGUGGUGUCUGCAACCUCAACUGAUUCGUUCAAGAAGGGUUUGGACAACCACAGAAAUCUACUAGAAAAGGAUUAACAUAGGCUGCAAGCCUUCUAUCCUCAACCAAUAAAUCUGAAAUCUAUGGCACCGUCUGCGGACGCCUUUAAGCGAACUCUGGACAGUCAUGCAGCGACACAAGGACUACGUCCAAAUGGCCUAUCCCCUUAAAAUCCUACACAAAAUUCGGGGUAGAGAGCUAAAUUCGUCGUUUUACUCAUUUACAUUCUCUCCCGUCUUACACUCCUGACAAUUGUCAGAAUAAUCCGGACUACUACACGUACACAUUAUUAUUAUUACCGAUAUUAUAUACAUAUGUGUAUAUAUUUAUGUAUGUAUGUGCGUAUAUCAACUUAGAGUUUAAUCAGCUGUCUGUUUUUACGUUUUUUAUUUCUUUUUCUGUCUUUUAUUCCGAAUAACCUACCCUAAUUAUAUCUAUUAUUAUUAAUUACUAUUAUUAUCUGUCUUUUGACAACGAUACCGGAGGGCUAACUGGUGAAGGGAUCAACUCCAUUCACAAUAGUAACUAAGUCUUAACACACCGCAUACUACAAAAGACGUCAUUAAUCCCAAAUUGGCUUGUACUAGCUCGUGUAAACGAUAUUGGAUUGGAUAUAUGACAGGCAUGUAAAUUUCUGUGUGCCAGAUUACUCUAGCUAUGAUUUUCACUUUCCCAGGUUUCAUUACCAAAAAUGUACCGACCAAAUGUGAGCGUUUAGAUGAUGUGGGUUGGGCCAUUUUAGAUACAAAUUCCAGUCUUUGUAUUAAUCAGUGCAUAAAUCUUGUCUGUUGCCUACCUGUAUAAUUGCAAUGUCAAGUAUUUCGUAUAAUAUCUCUUGCAUCUUAAUAAUCAGUCAACAAGUUUGCAAGGAAUUUGAGGCCAUAUUGGGAAAGCCGAAUUUCAGCCGGUGCCACCAGCUUACUCAGUACGCGUCCGGUAUAGUGCAGGAAGUGUUGACUGGAUAGCGUUUUUGGUGGUAUCGUGGAAACGAUAAGCAGUGUAGUGGUGGUGAUACACAUCUGCAUACACUGGGUGGAUCUAUUCACUAAGCUUACAAGUAACGAGCUUAUCAUACGGUAACUGUGUACAUUGUUUAUUUAUACAGUUAGAAUUACUAAUUAAAAAGUCUUCAAAAUAGAAAAGUAAAACACAAGUCACUGUGAAGCCUUGCUUGUCAAUAAACAUCUCAAAUCUAUGAAGAAAGGGUCUAGCGUAUCGAAAACAAUUGAGGAAGCAAAAGUUAUGCUUGGCAAAGAUUCAACUCUUAUCAAUGUUGAUUCUGGGAGGACAUUACGACCUAGCACAAAGCAAGCAACAAAGACAUCGGCUAGCAAACGUAAACCUACCGCAUCACGUGUUUUGUCGAAAAAAAUGAAGAAAGUCGCUACUGGGUCAUCGACUGGCAGUGUUGCUCAUGCCACUUCAUAAUAAUUUAUUUGGAAGAAUAUAAUCAAUAAUAUAUACAUAUAUAUACUUUAUUUACCCCUAAUGAUCCUUCAAACGUAUCAUUUAUAAAUAUAAUUUCUCUGCGUAUAUACAAUAUCUUUUCAAGGCAGCAGUAUGUAGCAGUCAUUCACAUUGAUAUGAACAGUAUUCAUCAUAAUGUUAUCACCUUAAUUUAUCUCUUUCUUAUCUUAAUAUUCAUCUCCACAUAAUAUCAAUAAU
Messenger RNA from Trichobilharzia regenti, 1902 nucleotides. Lineage: Eukaryota; Metazoa; Platyhelminthes; Trematoda; Strigeidida; Schistosomatidae. The record is from the annotation of a GenBank genome assembly.